Messenger RNA from Naegleria fowleri, 429 nucleotides. RefSeq lists its product as uncharacterized. The transcript has a single exon. The record is from RefSeq and is a predicted model, not a curated record. NCBI's taxonomy places the organism in Eukaryota, Heterolobosea, Eutetramitea, Acrasida, Naegleriidae. The coding region runs from base 1 to 429 and encodes 142 amino acids.
AUGCUGAAAAGAGAUCAGGAAAUUGUAUUUGAAGCAAUCAAUCAAAACAAGGAAUCUUUUGAAUUUGCUUCUGAGGAACUUUUGUGUGACAAAGAAUUUUUAUUGAAACUGAUCAAGCUUGGAUGUAGAGAUGUUUUCAGAUAUGUUCUAACAGAAAUUAUUGAAGACAGAGAAUUUGUAUUAAGAGCCAUCAAACUCAAUGGUCCUUCUGUUUCUGGAUCAUGUUUUACCUCAGACAGGGAAAUCAUGUUGGAGGCAGUGAAGAGUAACGGAUAUGCAUUAUAUUAUGCGAGUGAAGAAUUGCAACAAGAUGCUGAAUUGGUGAUGGAAGCUCUCAAAUGCAACGGAUUUGUGUUGGAAUAUAGUGAUGAAUUGUUGCAGCAAACGAUGGAACAAUGUUAUUUUGGUGCUUAUUUAGGAAUACCUUAA